Molecule: messenger RNA, 982 nt
Organism: Triplophysa rosa
Lineage: Eukaryota; Metazoa; Chordata; Actinopteri; Cypriniformes; Nemacheilidae
Gene: map1lc3b
Product: microtubule-associated protein 1 light chain 3 beta
Exons: 4
Coding region: 194-562 (122 amino acids)
Biological process (GO): macroautophagy; cellular response to nitrogen starvation; autophagy of mitochondrion
Cellular component (GO): autophagosome; cytosol; autophagosome membrane
Molecular function (GO): ubiquitin protein ligase binding
Source: RefSeq, a predicted model, not a curated record
ACCGGUUUGUUUUGCUGGGUAGACGGACAUCAGAGGGACGAACUGACGACAGGAAGGAUACGUAACGGAUCAUAAAUACACGAUUUCGACAUUUUAAAAAAUACAUAACAGACCAAGAUCUGUCCAGAGAGAAAGGGAAGGAACAAUUAGGCAGGUCUGCCUAAAAACGCGACAUUUACCUUCACAUUUAAACAUGCCUUCGGAAAAGACAUUUAAACAAAGGAGGACAUUUGAGCAGCGGGUGGAGGAUGUUCGGCUGAUCCGAGAGCAGCAUCCCAACAAGAUCCCGGUGAUCAUUGAGAGAUACAAGGGAGAGAAGCAACUGCCAAUUCUGGACAAAACAAAGUUUUUAGUUCCUGACCAUGUGAACAUGAGCGAACUUAUUAAGAUAAUCAGGAGGCGCCUCCAGCUCAACUCAAACCAGGCUUUCUUCCUGCUUGUCAACGGUCACAGCAUGGUUUCUGUGUCCACCGCCAUUUCCGAGGUCUAUGAGCGCGAGAGAGACGAAGAUGGCUUCCUGUACAUGGUCUACGCCUCCCAGGAGACAUUUGGAACUGCGUAAAACGGCACACGAUUGGCUUUCGGUCUUGGACAGUGAUACAGCUUACCCUGCGCCCUUACGACCUCUUCCCUACAUCCAACCCCACCCUUCUUCCCCAACUCCCAAUAGGACUUGAGGAACCAGCUGAACUUUCAGUCCUUUUGGCUCAAAUCCCUCAACCAAUCCUAAUUGUUACCCAAAGCGAAAUCCUAAAUUCCAUAAAAUCGUUUUAGAUCUGUAUCUUUGACUCUCAUAUUUGUGUUGUCAUAUAAUGGCAGAGGUAUUGUGUGUUUGUAGGUCAGUUUAUGGUUAGCUGGACGAUGAUCCAGUUUCUCAAUAACAUUUACCCAACAUAAACAAAAAACUUGAAAGAAACUUCUGAGUGGAGCUAUAAAAUCACCUUAGUGUUUCAGUUCUAAAUAUGACCCAACACAUUAAGAA